Molecule: messenger RNA, 234 nt
Organism: Gongylonema pulchrum
Lineage: Eukaryota; Metazoa; Nematoda; Chromadorea; Rhabditida; Gongylonematidae
Source: the annotation of a GenBank genome assembly
AUGCAUAAAGACGAAGACGACCAGGAGAAUUUGAAGAAGCAGAAAGGUGAAGAUGGCCAGGAGAAAUUGAAGCAGCAGAAAGAUGAAGAUGGCCAGGAGAAAUUGAAGCAGCAGAAAGAUGAAGAUGACCAGGAGAAAUUGAAGCAGCAGGAAGAUGAAGAUGGCCAGGAGAAUAUGAAGAAGCAGACAGCUGAAGAUGGCCAAGAGAAAUUGAAGAAGCAGAUAUUUUGCUGA